Molecule: messenger RNA, 1026 nt
Organism: Colletotrichum costaricense
Lineage: Eukaryota; Fungi; Ascomycota; Sordariomycetes; Glomerellales; Glomerellaceae
Exons: 2
Coding region: 1-1026 (341 amino acids)
Biological process (GO): regulation of transcription by RNA polymerase II
Molecular function (GO): DNA-binding transcription activator activity, RNA polymerase II-specific
Source: RefSeq, a predicted model, not a curated record
AUGGCGAUAUCGAUGCGCAGCAUGCAAAUCACCUUGCAAACAAGCCUUGACGCCAGAAGCGCAGACGACCUAGAGACAUCUAUCAGACCGGCGCCAGCUAUCGACCAAGCCCUAAACUUUGUCGAUUUGGAGCUGAUCCACAACUUCACUACCGCCGUAUUUAUGACACUAUCAACAGAUGACCUCGUCCGCCAGAUGUGGCGAGUCUCGGUAGUCCGCAUGGCGCUUAAAUGCGAGUAUGUCAUGCGAACUUUGCUCUCCAUAUCGGCUUUACAUCUAGCCCACCAGCGGCCAGAACGAAAGGAGGCUCUCGUGGCUAAGGCCCUUCUUUAUCAUCGAUCAGCCUCAAGAGAAGCAAUGGAGUUGAUGAGCGCUCUUGAUGAACGAAAUGCCGAGAACUUAUUCUUGUUCUCACUUCUCACAAUAUUUUUCGCUCUGGCAUCGGGACGCUAUCUGAAGGAAUCAGUGGUUGUCUGGGAAUCCGCGUUCCCGGACUGGACAUUCCUCCUAUCCGGAGCUUGUUCUCUCAUCAAACUCCUCAAUUCGAAAAAAUACGAGGGUCCCUUGACCCCUCUGUUGACAUACGCAAAAGAACGAUUCUUUACUGCGCGUGAUGACUUGCGAGCUCGACCAGCCGCCUUGGAAAGUCUACGAAAGCGUGUCAGCAGCAGCAAUAUUGACAAAGAAUUGCUACGCAUCCACAAUUUGGCCAUUGACGAAUUAGGUUACCCUCUUUCUCUUGCUCUGCACAGUGGAGGCCGUGGUAUGGACAUCAUGGAUAUGUUCAUCUGGAAAUACUUCGUGUCGGAUGAGUUCCUACCUUUACUUAAAGAGCCGAGGGCGAAUCAAGAGGCCAUUGUUAUUUAUGCCCACUUUUGUGUUGUGCUAAAGAGAUUAGAGAGUCAGUGGUGGCUUCAGGGCUGGUCGAUUCAUCUUAUAUCACAGGCGUGGGAGUUGCUAGAUGAGAGCCACAAGCCUUGGAUCCAGUGGCCGAUGGAGGAGCUAGGAUGGGUGCCCCCAAGCUAA